Messenger RNA from Hippocampus zosterae (dwarf seahorse), 3129 nucleotides. It is a transcript of the gene dync2i1, whose product is annotated as dynein 2 intermediate chain 1. Bases 130 to 2994 code for a protein of 954 amino acids. The transcript has 23 exons. Gene Ontology annotation, molecular function: dynein light chain binding; dynein heavy chain binding. Gene Ontology annotation, biological process: intraciliary transport. Lineage: Eukaryota; Metazoa; Chordata; Actinopteri; Syngnathiformes; Syngnathidae. The record is from RefSeq and is a predicted model, not a curated record. Gene Ontology annotation, cellular component: cytoplasmic dynein complex.
UAUAACCGCGCAUGCGCAAAGCCAUGUGUUUUUUUUUUCUUUUUUAAGCCAAUUUCUCGUCAUGGUUGUGUCCUAGCAAACAUGUAAGCUUUCCUGCCCAUUGGAGCUAUUUUUCCGAACAGCGACAGCAUGCAUCACGAAAAGAAAAUAAGCAUGGAAGACACCUGGUCUGCUGCCGAGCUGAAAAGACUGCUUUCCAGGAGGAAAGAACCGGAGCAUGACAGAAAGCAUCACCGCGGUGGGGAUUCUACGGAGAGACGUCCUAGGGACUCCCGAGGAGAAAGAGACCACAGAGACCAUCACGGAGAGAGGCGGGACUUUCACGCAGAGGAGAGAAGGGGUGACCGGGACAGGAGGUCAGAACGAGAUAGGCGAGAGGACACGGGCAGGCGUGCACACGACUCCAGAGAGGACAGAGACAAGCGUGAUAAAGGGAGGCCAAGGGAGGGACAAGAGAAAGAGGAAGACAGACUUAGGAGAAAGGAGGAUACGGAAAGACGGAGGGAGGAACGAGAUAAGGAAAGACGACGAGAGGAACGGGAUAAAGAAAGACGGCGAGAAGAAUGGGAGAGAAGGAGACACGAAGAGAGGAGGGAUGACCAAGACAGACGUGAGAGGCAUGAGGACAGGAAGCAUUCAAGGGAUGAAAGAGAAUACCGAAAACAAAAAGAAGAGCGAGAAAGAAGACACAAAGAAAGAGAAUAUCAUGAUGAGAGGCUGAGGCGAGAGCGAGAAGAGGGAAGUGAGCAAGAGAGAAUCGAGAGAGAAAGACGGAAAGAAAGGCGACGCAGAGAGGAUGCAGAGAGACAUCACAGCAGCUCCAAGGAAUCCAAGCCGAGUCACAGCCAUGAAGCUAAGACAAAAAAAAAUGAGGAGAACGUCAUGCGUUCAGAGAACGUGGCAGCUAAAGAUGCCGGAGACAAGGAAGACCCAGUAGCCAAGGGUGAGCUUUCACACGAGUACGAGGAGGACUUUGAGGACUACGAAGAGGAUUUUGAGGAACUGGACGAGGAUGAUAAGGAUGCCGAGGAAGAGCCCAGCAAUCUGGAGCUGGGGGAGGAGGUUAAAGCCAUCCAAAAAGCCAUGGGUGAAGAAAAUGAACGAGUCCGUGCCUCUUUUAAUACUCUUAGCACAGAAGAAGAAGAAGGGGAGGAAAAGCCUGCGUCAUCCAGAGUGAAUACAUCCGACGAAAAGGACAGUCGAUGCUCCCAGCGAGGAAAGUUUAUCGACUUUGUGGCGGCGAAGCAGCGGGAAGUCAGCAAGAAACUGGCCAUGAAACAAAAGAAGCGCAGUGCAGAGCUACUUCGCUUAAUUGAUCUGGAUUUCUCCACUACAAUUUCCCUUCUGGAUCUUCCUCCCAUCAGCGAAUAUGACAUGUACAUUCGGAACUUCGGAGCUGCAAAUACAAAGCAGGCUUAUGUGCAGUGUAACGAGGAUAAUGCAGAUCGAGACGUCCAGACUGAGGAGGUGGACUCGAGUGACAAGUGGACACAGCAUCCCGCAGAGCACGGCGGCGCCUGUGGCGAUCCAAACCGGUCACAUGAAAUUCGAAACAUGAGCGGAAUGAACUUUGAUUCAAGGCGUUUGGCCAUCUUCCUGCGUACCGCCUCCCAGGUGAUGGCAGUGCUUCUGGAGGAGGAUCACGCCGAGCGGAGUUCCUUCCAGGGCCAGACGACACAAACAGAUGGUCUGUCGUUUAGUGACGGAAGUGUGCAACUCAACACCGACUUGCCUUUUCUCCGCGGUCGCACCAUCAGCCAGGUGCUUUUCUCCCAAGCGCAUAGACACAUGCUCCUGUCUGUCCACAAGCCCCCAACUUCACCCAUUGAUAUCGUGCAGCAUCACGACUGCACCACCAUCUGCGUGUGGAACAUGUGGGAGCCAUCCAGACCCCAGAAGAUCCUGCUCUGUGAAUCAGAGGUGCAGUGCUGCUGUUUCAGCCCGGGAAAGGCCACCCUGGUGUUUGCCGGCACGUCUGUCGGCUCCGUGGCGCUGUGGGACCUCCUCGAGCCCGCUGGAAACCACGAACGCCUGAAGUUGGGCGACGGCGAAUGGACCUUCAGACGGCCUACAUUCUCUACCGAUGCAGUGCCCUCUGCCCAUUUCUCGGCAGUGACGUCCGUGGAGGUGGUUCCAACCAAUACGACUGGGAUGCCGGGGUCAGAGGUGGCAUUUUUAGCAUCCGAGGAAGAGUUGUUGGGGUUGUCCUUCCAGCUGGCCUCGCAGGACGACAGCGGGCGUUUGAAUCUUUGGGUGGUAGUGCAACUGCCAAAAGCCAAUGAGGCGGGCUCCCAGACAGAUCUCGGUCUGAGGCCAGGUGGCAAAGUGAAGCUGCUCCACAGUUCUGCCUGCGUGACAGCUGAGGGGGUGUCGCUGUCGCAUGCGGACAAAACCGGACCGCCGCAGUCACUUCAUUUAAAAUUUCUCUCCACUGACCCCAGUCAUUUCUUCGUCGGCACUAAUUUGGGUUUAGUCAGUCACGGCACCACUCAGGGAUUGAAGGCCCUGCCCAAGUGCUACACUUCGCAGGAGUUGGCCACCCGACUUGUAGAUGUCACCGCCAUCAACUUUUCUCCUUUCAGGCCUCAAUUGUUUUUGGUGGGCUGCAGUGACGGGAGCCUGCGCUUACACGAGGUCAGCCAUGGCAAACCGGCGUACGAGUGGAUGGACGGCACUGCCGGCGAGGCGGUGGUCUCGCUGCAGUGGAGCCAAACCAGGCCGGCGGUGUUCUGCGUGUUGGAUGCCUCCUCCCGCCUUCAUAUUUGGGACCUGCUGAAGAGCGAUACGGCGCCUGUGGUCACAGAGCAACUGGAUGCAGACAGGCUGACGGCCAUGGCUGCGUUUGGAGAUCCAGGACAACAAAACACCUACUCAGGAAUUGCGACAGCACACCAGUCGGGUAAAAUAGAAAUGCACUAUUUCGCAAAGGAGUUUACCAUCCAAAGUCGUGAGGAAGAAGAAACAUUCGAUGGGAAGAUUGUAGAAUCUUUUUGAAACCCUUGAAGCACCUUUUAUGGUUAUUUAGGACUCGGGAUGACCUCUACAGAUUGUGUACAUUUCGUCACUCGUGUAUUUUUAUAGUGUAUAUUUGCAUAUGUAAAUAUAAACGUUUACGCUUGUCGAUCAAUA